Molecule: messenger RNA, 1092 nt
Organism: Arabidopsis lyrata subsp. lyrata
Lineage: Eukaryota; Viridiplantae; Streptophyta; Magnoliopsida; Brassicales; Brassicaceae
Product: indole-3-acetic acid-induced protein ARG7
Exons: 1
Coding region: 606-941 (111 amino acids)
Biological process (GO): response to auxin
Source: RefSeq, a predicted model, not a curated record
GCAUUAAAAAUGAUAAUAUAUGAUUAAAGAAAUAAGCACGUCGAGUCACUUCCAUUCCUACCUGCCAAAUCGCUGGCUUCUUAUUAUUAUCCUCGACUUGAACCGGCUUGGCUCAAGAUCAAUUAGUCCGGUUUUUGACCGUUUAACCAAAAUUCAUAAUCGACAAAAUUGGCAAUUAAAGCUUGUUUUGUUAGAGAUAUCGUUAGUUUAUUAUAAAUUGAGUGUAGAAGUCGUAAUUAUUUUCAUUUUCAGUAUUUUACUAUAAUUUAUUGCUCGAAAAAAAGUUUGUGAAAACGGGUAUAAAAUGCCAAUACUAAACCACCGGUUUGGUUUAGCCUAUUAAGCUGCAAGCCGAGUAAAUUAAACGUGGUGCGACAAACAAUACGAUUCUCCGCAACUUCUUCAUAAAUCCUUCGACCUUUCUCCUUUUUUUUUCUUGUUCACUACGUAAACCCAACAACACUUGUGUAGUUGUGUAUACAUAUAAAUAUGUAUAUACACAAUGUUAUCUCACAAACACAAAACACAAAUUAGCAAAUUCUAAGAGAGGAACAAAAAAAAAAACAAGAUCAGCCUUUGAAUUCAAAAAAAUCAGUAGAAGGAGGAUGAGAAGCGUGGUGAAGAAGUUACUAUGGUGCGGAGCGAAGAACAAUGCUUCUUCGAGAACAUCGGCAUUACCAGAAGAAGGGAGAGUUCGGGUUUUCGUAGGUAAAGAUAGAGAGAGUCAAUGCAAGCUAGAAGUUGAGGCUAAUUUGCUAAACCAUCCAAUGUUGGAAGAUCUAUUGAGGCUGUCUGAGGAAGAAUUCGGACACUCGUAUGAAGGAGCUUUGAGGAUUGCUUGCGAGAUUGAUGUCUUCAUCAAACUGGUUAAUCUACACAAAACAACUAAUCAUCAUAACAAUUCUCUUUGUUGUAACAAUAAUUCCACAAAAUUAUCGUAGCUUUUAUUAUACCUCUCUUAUUCAUCAUUCUUUAAUUCAAAGAAGGAAGGAAAAAAAAUGGACGAAAUUCGUUUCCUUUUUUUUUUAUAUAUAAUUUAUUUAUUUAUAGAGUCGAAUGUCUAUGGACAUUUGUAUUAGUAAUGACUUCAUC